Messenger RNA from Phasianus colchicus (ring-necked pheasant), 4615 nucleotides. RefSeq names its product ribosomal oxygenase 1 (gene RIOX1). NCBI's taxonomy places the organism in Eukaryota, Metazoa, Chordata, Aves, Galliformes, Phasianidae. The record is from RefSeq and is a predicted model, not a curated record. Gene Ontology annotation, molecular function: histone H3K4 demethylase activity; histone H3K36 demethylase activity. Gene Ontology annotation, cellular component: nucleolus.
UUGCAUGGCAGGGAAGGCUUAUUUUCUCAGUGGGACUCUGUGUGCCAGAGAACCAGGAUUAAAGACCGCAACCAGUCACCGAAUAAGAAAAUCACUGAGAAAAGAGAAACAGCUGGAGAUAGGCCAAAGUCUCUGCCAAGAGAUGCUUCAGUGAGUGAGUGCAUUCACUCUGAUGAGCGGCCCAGAGGAUAGCUCUUGAGAAACAGUUCCUGAAUUAGCUUUUAGUCUUGUUAUCUGGCAGUGAACUUUAUAGCUUUCACAAAGAGGAGCAGGCUUCACAAUCCUGCCCAGUGUCCUUCCAGUGAUGACAUACUGGAUGUCAUUGGGCUGUAUGAGAAAGACUGUCAGGACUCUAGUUGAAGAAACCUGUUAGUGAAGGCUUGAAAUGUUCUUUUUCCUUACUGGGUAUUGCUUUUGGCACAAGAACAAAACCGACAGCGCAAGAGGAAGGCUGCCAGCAAAAUGAUCAUGAGAAAAAGGAUUAAACCUAGUUUAACUUUCUAAAAGUGACCGAUUUACAUUAGCAGUUUGCCAGGGACAAAAUGAAUGUGCCGGGCAGCGUGCAUUGUGGUGAACAGAGAAGUGAAAAUUGUGGAAUAAGCCUCAUCGUGCAAAGAAUUUUGCCUUUUCCACUCACCAGUGAAGACUGAUCGUAGCUCUGCAGGAUCAGGCUUUAUAUGAUCUGCUCUUCAAAUUUAAGAUUUCAAUUCUUUGAAUCAUGAGUGGUAAAAGGGUAAUACAUCAAAUAAGCCCUGCAUCUCUUUGAGGUGCCAUUUCCUUACUUCUUCUGAACUCAUUUGUGGCUCUUUAAUGAGUUGUACUCCACACAUUUUUUAUGUCCUCUUAAAUAAAAUGUGUGUGGCUCUUGGCAAUGCAGCCUAUAUACUGAUAACAUCUGAGUGACUUUGUGCUAAAUUCUAAUUAAGACACUUAAUUGAGCCUCCAGUUGCUACUAUGUCUACAUGAGCAGCAGCUGGGGACCACCUAAUCAUGCAAAGAUCUGUGCUACUUUCCCUAUGUUUAUUUAAAGAGCUUUACGUGACACUCUACUUUCUUUAUGACAAAUUCCCUUGAAAUAUUGGACAAUGAAUGGAAGCAGCAUGGAGACCUUUUGGCUAUUCCUAGACAACCAUCUGAGUAUUCUGUAAGCAAUAUUAAAGCUCCCUCUUUGAGCCUUAGGUCAAAAUCCUUUCUUAUGUGGCACAGAAAAAUAGCAACACGCUUCUUUCUUGAAAGCCUCUACUAUUAGAAAGGCUCAACUGUCAGAAGAAAUGUGUUACACAGAUCUCACUACCCUUAUUUGCUACUACAUCCUUCACUUUGGGACUUCGUUACACAUCAGGAACUCCAAUGGCAGUCAUCUAUCUGUCAGCAUCAGAAGGAGACAUUUGUGCCAAGAUCUGAGCCCCAGAGUGAGACUUUGAACCCAGCGGGCUGGUAAACACCCAGGACAGCACGGCUGGACUCAGUGCCGCUCUCAGAGCAGCUCGGGUCAGGCUCCGCACAAGCACUCAGCUUCUGAGAAACGUUUACACUUGAGUAAAUUAAACAGAAACACAAACAACACCUCACAAGCCCGGACCUUUCAAAGUCUUUUUGCCCCCAAAGCCUACUUAGCCAUGCUUACAUACAAUUCAAGCAUACAGUAGCCAAACUUCUACUGUAUUUCAAAGCUGCUGCAUCUUGGUUUUGUGCAGGGCCCAGCUCCGCUGAUACGGUUUCAGCUGAUAAGAUUAUUCUGGUAAGCGGGGCUUAACCUUGGAAAACAAAGAGCGGUUUGAAACGCAGCGCUCACCCUCCCUUCCCUCACAGCACACGGACGCGCAGCCCGCUUUCCCUUCCCUCCCAUUUGGAGCCCCACCCGCGGCAGUAACCCCGCCGAGGCCAUUCCCCACGCGCACCGCGGCGCUCCCACGCGGCGGCGGGCGGAGCGGCAUCGCGGAGCGCCGAGCUGCCCCGCCACCUGCCGGCACGGCACGGAGCUCCGGGAAUCGCCGCGCAGCUCUAACAGAGCUCCGCGAGCCCAGGCCGCUGCAGGGCUGCGCUCUGCUGGCGCUCGCGCGUCGGCCCGGCGGAGACCCUGGCAAUGCCGAGGGAGGUCAGGGGAGCGUCAGGUCCGAAUUCUCCUUCCAGCCCAGGCCUGUUACGCUGCGUGGCGCACGCCCCGUGAGCAUUAGCUGCUUAUUUACGUUCAGUAGACGCCGAUAUUCAGGUCUACGUGAGGGUAGUGCCGCCUUUAUGAACCAGCAGCACGCGUGGGUAAUCGCUCCUUAAACCCCCGGGGCUAACGGAGUCUCCGGAGAUACAUCUCCCGUGCAAAAUCCAUUGCCACAAAUUAUCCGAGUCCGCCAGAGAUUCCUCUCACGGAAGCACCGUACGGCGAGCCUCUGCUACCGCAGUCUGCUCGCGAUCAGAAGCGCACCCACGUACGAACGCGGCGCCAUUUUCCACGCGCCCUGAGCAGCGCCUGGCGGCAUGGCGCCUCUCCUUUCCCCCUUCGGCAGCCGCUGAGCUGCAGAGGGCCGGCACCGCCAUUCUGUUCCCGGCUCCGAGCACAGCGGCGGAACGGAGAGAGCGCGGACUGACAAACGUGCCGGUCAUGCCGGGAGCGAACGUGGCAAAAGGGAAGGCGGCGCGGCGGGGCAGCCCUUUGUUCGGGGGGACCGAGGCCAACCCGCGCUGCCCGCAGUCCCGCGAGGCCCGGCGCUCGCCCCGCAAUCCCCGCCGGAAGCAGCCGCGCCGGGAGGGGCGGGGCUGUGUGGCGGCCAUGGCGGCGUGCGGCGCGGAGGAGCGGCAGCGGGCGGGACGGCUCUCGGCGCUGUCGGUGUACCGCCGGGCGGCGGGGCCCGGGCGGCUGGAGCGGCGCCGCCGCGGGACGCCGCUGCCCGCGGGCGGUAAGCGGAACAAAGCGCGGCUGAGGCGCGGCGCGGCGGGAGGAGGCGGCCCGGAGCGAGCUGCGCCGCCGCAGAGCGCCGCCGUCCCCAACCGCGUGGAGCGGGCCGGGAGCCCCGAAGCCAAGCGGGGAGACCUUAAGACGAAAGCGAGCGGCCCGCCGGCCGACGCUCCGGCCGGAAACCUCGAAACCAAGUCGCCAGGAGGCCCUUUGACGACCUCGGGCGGCCCGCGGGCCGAGACUCCGGCCGGGAACCCCGAAGCAAAGCCGCCCGGAGACCCCGCAACGAGCCCGGGCGGCGGAGGCGUGCCGGGGCUGCUCCGGCGGCUGGGGCGGCUGGAAGACAGCCGGCGGCGGGCGGCAGAGCUGUUCCGGUGGCUGGUGGCGCCGGUGGCACCGGAGGAGUUCGCGAGGCGGCACUGGGAGCGGGCGCCGCUGCUCGUGCAGCGGGGUGACCCCGGCUACUACGCGGGGCUGUUCUCCACGGCUGACUUCGACGCCAUUCUGCGCAGCGGUGACGUGCGCUUCGGGACCCACCUGGACGUGACCAGCUAUGCUGAGGGGGUGCGGGAGACGCACAACCCCGUGGGCCGGGCGCUGCCCGCCGUCGUCUGGGACUUCUACCAGAACGGGUGCUCCCUGCGGCUCCUCAGCCCCCAGGCCUUCUCCACCACUGUCUGGCACUUCCUCUCCAUCCUGCAGGAACACUUUGGGAGCAUGGCCGGGGCCAACACCUACCUCACGCCGCCAGGCACGCAGGGCUUCGCCCCUCACUACGAUGACAUCGAGGCCUUCGUGCUGCAGCUGGAGGGCAAGAAGCACUGGCGCGUUUACAGCCCCCGGACGAGCUCAGAGGCACUGCCCCAGUUCUCCAGUGCAAACCUCACGCAGGCAGAGCUCGGUGAGCCCCUGCUGGAAGUGGUGCUGGAGGCUGGAGACCUGCUAUACUUUCCCCGGGGCUUUAUCCACCAGGCCGACUGUCUGCCGGACGCACACUCGCUCCACAUUACAGUCUCCUCCUACCAGAGGAACUCCUGGGGAGACUUCUUGGAGAAGCUCCUUCCUGCUGCCCUGCAGAUGGCCCUGGAGGAGGAUCUUGAGUACCGGCAAGGGCUUCCCAUGGACUGCCUGGGGUACAUGGGGGUUGCCAACUCAGAUGCAGUCGAUGCUCGCCGAACAGCAUUUGUGGAGAAAGUGCAGCACCUGAUAAAGAAACUUGUUGACUAUGCACCCAUUGAUGCUGCCAUGGAUCAGAGGGCUAAGUCGUUUCUUCACGACUGUCUCCCCCCAGUGCUUACACAAAGUGAGAAACAGCUGAGCGUGUAUGGCUUUCCAGCCCGGUGGCAUGAUGGAGGGCCUCGCAAUGUUGAUAUACUAAUAACAAAAGACACAGAAGUACGUCUUCUCCAUCAUGGCAUUGUUAGAUUGUGCAACGAAGAAGCAGGCGUGAUGCUAUAUUACACAACAGAGAACUCAAGAGUGUAUCAUAAGGAAGACCCCAAGUACCUUGAGAUAGAUCCUGAGUACACAGACAGUAUUGAAUUUCUCCUGUCCUCCUAUCCAAACCACGUCACCGUGGAUACCCUCCCAUGUGAUGCCUUGGAGGACAAGAUUUCUCUAGCCACGCUCCUGUUUGAGAAGGGCAUUCUGACUACUAAGAAGCCACUGGUGCAAGUGUAACUCUUAUUUUUUAACAAAAUAAAAAUACAUUUGUUUAGAAAA